Neofelis nebulosa (Clouded leopard) is the source of this 2962-nucleotide messenger RNA. RefSeq names its product uromodulin (gene UMOD). Gene Ontology annotation, molecular function: calcium ion binding. NCBI's taxonomy places the organism in Eukaryota, Metazoa, Chordata, Mammalia, Carnivora, Felidae. Gene Ontology annotation, cellular component: cell surface; apical plasma membrane. Gene Ontology annotation, biological process: neutrophil migration. The record is from RefSeq and is a predicted model, not a curated record. The transcript has 8 exons. The coding region runs from base 251 to 1861 and encodes 536 amino acids.
AAAGGGGAAAAUAUUCCACCCUCAAGAAAACAAUCUCAAGAAACAGAACCAGAGGAUAAUUGGAGGAAAGACUGCCAGCCAGGGGUAGAUGUAUAUAUAGGAGGCACAUACUUGUAAACAGAUUAAUUCUACCUUUCUGGCUUCAGGACUCCAGGCAUCAGAGACUGGGAGGAAAACCCAGGGGGUCAACCUGUCCUUGUUUUUGGGCAGGUCUUCCCCAGAUCAGAAGUAGCUGUGAAGAGCAGAAGGAAUGGGGCGGCUUUCUUCUCUGACCCUGAUGCGGAUGGUAGUGGUGGUAACCUCUUGGGUCAUAACAGCUGUCACCAUUGAAACCUCAGAAGCAAUAAGCUGCUCUGAAUGUCACAGCAAUGCCACCUGCCUGGAGGAAGGGGUUGCCACAACCUGCUCCUGCCAGGUGGGUUUCACCGGCGACGGCCUUAUGUGCGUGGACCUGGACGAAUGUGCCAUUUCUGGGGCACACAACUGCUCCGAGGACAGCAUCUGUGUGAACAUGCUGGGCUCCUACUUGUGCACCUGCCCUGACGGCUUCCGCCUGAUGCCUGGGCUGGGUUGCACCGACGUGGACGAGUGUGCUGAGCCGGGACUCAGCCGCUGCCACGCCCUGGCCACCUGCAUCAACCACAAAGGCAACUACUCAUGCGUGUGCCCCGCUGGCUACUGGGGUGAUGGGUGGCACUGUGAGUGUUCCCCAGGCUCCUGCGGGCCAGGACUGGACUGCGUGCCUGAGGGCGACACGCUUGUGUGCGUGGACCCAUGCCAGGUGCACCACAUCCUGGAUGAGUACUGGCGCAGCUCUGAGUAUGGGGCAGGCUACACCUGUGACUCAGGCCUGAGCGGCUGGUACCGCUUUGUGGGGCAGGGCGGUGUGCGCCUGGCCGAGACCUGCGUGCCGGUCCUGAGCUGCAAUACAGCUGCGCCCAUGUGGCUCAACGGCACACACCCGUCCAGUGAUGAGGGCAUCGUGAGCCGCACAGCCUGCGCCCACUGGAGGGGCCACUGCUGCCUGUGGGAUGCACCUGUCCAAGUGAAGGCCUGUGCUGGCUACUACGUCUACAACCUGACCGCGCCCCCCGAGUGCUAUCUGGCCUACUGCACAGACCCCAGCUCUGUGUUGGGGACGUGUGAGGAGUGCAGUAUAGACGAGGACUGCAAAACGGAUGAUGGCACAUGGAGCUGCCAGUGCAAACAGGACUUCAACAUCACUGAUCUCUCCCACCUGGAGCGCAGGCUGGAGUGUGGGGCCAAUGACAUCAAGGUGUCCCUGAGCAAGUGCCAGCUGAAGAGCCUGGGCUUUGAGAAAGUUUUCAUGUACCUGCAUGACAGCCAGUGCUCAGGCUUCAUUGAGAGGGGAGACCGGGACUGGAUAUCUGUGGUGACCCCAGCCAGGGAUGGCCCCUGUGGGACAGUGAUGACGAGGAAUGAAACCCAUGCCACGUACAGCAACACCCUCUACCUGGCAGAUGAGAUCGUCAUCCGUGACCUCAACAUCAAAAUCAACUUUGCGUGCUCCUACCCUCUGGACAUGAAAGUCAGCUUGAAGACCUCCCUGCAGCCAAUGGUCAGCACCCUAAACAUCAGCGUGGGUGGGACAGGCAUGUUCACCGUGCGGAUGGCACUCUUCCAGAGCCCUGCCUACACACAGCCCUACCAAGGCUCCUCCGUGACCCUGGCCACAGAGGCCUUUCUUUACGUGGGCACCAUGCUGGAUGGGGGUGACUUGUCCCGGUUUGCACUGCUGAUGACCAACUGCUAUGCCACACCCAGCGGCAAUGCCACAGACCCCUUGAGGUACUUCAUCAUCCAGGACAGGUACUUUAUGUGUUUAAAACAUUAUUUUUGAGGAGGGAUGCAUGGGCUUUACCAGAAGGCUGGAGGUGUCCAGGACGCAAGAAAAGGUUAAGAAACCUGACUGAAAGGUGCACCCACCCAAGGCAGGAAACAAGCAAGCAGGACUUGGCUGGGAGGAGUGCACUGGAGACAGUUAAUCAAGGGCCAGUUGUAAAAGGGAGGACACAGAAGUGCUGCUUUUUACUCCAGAGGCAUUGGAGAACCAUGGGCCACACUGUGAGAAAGUAAUUCACACUGUCAUUCAAAAUGGAACAGAUGUUUCUGGAAGCUUACUGUGUACCAGGCUCUGUGGAUAACACAGUGCAUAGAACAGACAAACCUCUAUGCCCUCAUACAGCUGAUAUUCCAAGGGGUGGGGGGAGACCAAUAAUUAACCAAGAUGAAAUCCAUAGCAUGUCAGUGGUAAUGGAGCUACAGGAAAAACCCAAAGCAGGAAAAGGGGAGAGGCAUUUGCAAUUUUAGUAGCACAGUCAGGAAGACAGUGACCUAUUCCUGAUUCAGUUCUUAGAAUGUGUCUAAUUACAUCAAGGGAAAAGUCUCAGUUGGGUGCUCAUCUGACAUUUACACUUCUCUGUUAUUUGCUAAUCCCCUUUGCAGCAGAAAGAAAGCAGAAGUCUGUUUUAGGGCCUUUAGCUGUGACAGUAGCUAACUAAAAUUUAAUAGCACUGUUUUACUUUGUAUUUAUCUGUAAAUGGUCAUGUUUUGCUUAUGGCAAGCGAUACUGGUUUGCCAUUUGUGGUCAGGAUCUGAAGAUUCUUCUGAAAAAACUGAUGUAUUCCAAUAAAAAUUUACAUGUAUUUGAUGAAAAUAGUAAGUAGAUAAUAAUACAGAUGUUGGGAAACACAGGAAAGCAUACAUGAAGGUGGUUUCUAGGUAAGGCAAAAAAAAAUUGGGAAAGGGUUGGCAUGAUCUUGAUUGGGCCAUCAUGGAGACUUGGGUUCACAUCUUGGCUUUGCUGUUUCUUUGUCCAGAGACACAAGCCAUCUCAUCUGUCUGACUAUUCAUGUUCUCAUAUAUGAAAUGAGCAUAUGUGCAGUUGAAUAUGUACGCUGUGGAACGCUUGGAAAGUUUUGAAAAAGAUGCAGGAAGAAAU